UUGAGAGACAAAAGCGAAUUCGAUUGACCACUAAAUUGGCAAAAUGAACUUCAAAGCGAAUAUGUUUAUUGUUCUGGUGGUCUUCUGUACUUUCGCCUUCAUCGACGACGUGCAGUCAAAUCCUUCCGUUGACCUCUUCGGCGGGUUCGAAAUCAUCUCGGUGUGCAUGACCAACUGUGCCCAGUGCAAGCGCAUGUACGGAACAUUCUUCGAUGGGCAGCUGUGUGCCGAAGCGUGUCUCGAGUUCAAGGGCAAAGUCAUUCCCGAUUGCGAAGACAUUGGGUCGAUUGCCGGUUUCCUGAACCGGGCCGAGCUGAAGAAAUUCGUUUAGAAUGUGGGACGAUUCGUUGUGUAGAGC
This is a messenger RNA of Ochlerotatus camptorhynchus, 358 nucleotides long. Its product is annotated as eclosion hormone-like. Gene Ontology annotation, molecular function: ecdysis-triggering hormone activity. Lineage: Eukaryota; Metazoa; Arthropoda; Insecta; Diptera; Culicidae. The record is from RefSeq and is a predicted model, not a curated record. The transcript is spliced from 3 exons. The coding region runs from base 44 to 331 and encodes 95 amino acids. Gene Ontology annotation, biological process: neuropeptide signaling pathway; ecdysis, chitin-based cuticle.